Molecule: messenger RNA, 4965 nt
Organism: Sugiyamaella lignohabitans
Lineage: Eukaryota; Fungi; Ascomycota; Dipodascomycetes; Dipodascales; Trichomonascaceae
Exons: 1
Coding region: 1-4965 (1654 amino acids)
Biological process (GO): regulation of DNA-templated transcription
Cellular component (GO): chromatin; nucleus
Molecular function (GO): histone H3K36 methyltransferase activity; DNA binding
Source: RefSeq, a predicted model, not a curated record
AUGCAAAAGUGGUAUGUCAACGGGGUUCCUAGAAUCGGAUUGUUUGCGGGUCCUGCAUAUAUUGAGGCUGGUACUGAGCUGACAUAUGAUUACAAUUUUGACUGGUUUAAAGGGGCAGUUGCUCAGUUCUGUCACUGCGGCUCUGAUAACUGUCGUGGUGUAAUUGGAAAGAAGUCGUCUUCUGUUAGUACUUCAAGAUCCGAUGAUAGCAGUGUUCCAUCUAGUAGAAAUGGAACUCCUAUUACGGGAUUGAAUGGGUCCAAGAAAAAAAAUCAAGCAUCUGUUAAAUCUACUGUGAGUCGAAUUGUUAAAAAGUCAGUUCAUUCUGCUAAGAUGAAGCGUGUAACAUCAGUGAACGGACCAGCUUCAAGCAUCGCUCGUGCUAAGUACGCCAAGCAAGGGCUGAGAGGUAGAAAGACACCGUACACCGACUCUAGGGUUUCAAUACCUGUUAAAAAGGGACUUCAACUUAAGAUAAGACUGGCUAAGGCUACUCCUCUCGCCGAGGCGGAUCCGCCUCGGCGGCGUCCAGGGAGGCCACGAAAAGAUACAAAUAUAUCGGUGGCCGAUUCAGAAUCUAGUGCACAGGAGAAUGUGCGAACCAGAACCCGGUCAUCAGCAUCAGUAACUGACUCGGAGACGGCCAAGAAUUUGAAGAAAGGAAAGAAGAUGGUAAUUCCGCGUACCAAGCCGACCAUUGUGUUUUCAAGUUCCCUGGUGACGAAGCGGAGAGGGAGGCCCAAAAAGAACUUGUCUCCAGAGCCGGUACUCCCUAAAAGAAGAGGACGACCUAGAAAGGAAGAGUCUCAAUCAAUAACGAAUACAGACGUGUCGACAGUAAAGAGGGCAAGGAGUAAAAUAGGAACUGUUUCUAAUGGAGAAGCCGCCAACAUCGACAAUUCGGAAAACAAACGGAGGACCAGACGGUCAGGAUUACAGCCUCUAAUAGAUAUUGGCAAUGAGGACAAUAAUUUGUUAUCAGCGGAAGCGCUAGGAUUUCUCCACCCUCCAGGUAUAACAGCUACUUUGAUGAAGAUUAGAAAUCCCAAGAGACAGUUCAAGCGUAAAAGAAUUAACACAGAGAAUAACCUACAGGAAGAGGACGGUAUGGACGAUGAGAAUUCGGAAGAUGACAGGCCAUCGGAAAAGAUUGAACGUGGUCUUCGAUCUAGGACCGUGCCAUUAGUGGGUGACUUGGAAUGGAAGCGUGAAAGGAGGACUAGUCAGCGAACUCAGUCGGUUCCUAGUACCGGAACAGCGGAUCGCAUGGAAAUUUCCGAUGCGGACAUUGAAGUUGAGGAGAUUGGAGCAUCUGAUGAUAACUUCAAUGAAGAGAUUGGAGCAUCUGAUGAUAACUUCAACGAAGAAAUUGGAGAUUCGGAUGACAAUUCAAUUGAUGAUAACCAGAAUGAUGCGAACGAUGAGUUUGUUGCACAGUCUAUUGAUGAGGAUGAUAGCUCUAGUCUUUCGGAACUUGAUAGCAAAGCUUCGAAUUUCAGCGAUUAUCAGUUAUCGAUGGAUGAAGAAGUGGUAUCGGAUAAUGACGAUAGUGAAGUUAUUAUUUUGGAUCAAUCACCGGCAGUAGAUGGUGGUAAGGAAAUCAAUUCUGGAGCCAAACAGAGGGGCAGUCUUCUGGUAGAAGAGAAAGGGAUGGGUGUGCAAAAUUCAGAACUGAACCAAGACAAUGAUGCUGACGAUAGGUUGGACAUUAGAGAUGAGGAGGAAAAGAACCAGUCAUUGGAACAACUUAGUGAGAUGAAAGAAAGAACUCACAAUGAGACUCCGGAAAUGCAUACUAAUGGUCGGCAACAGAUUACAAUUGACCAUGAUAAUGAUCAUGAUCAGAAUGUAGAAGGGAAUAUAGACGAGAGUGCUCGGAUUAUUCCAAAGAAACGUGGAAGACCACCUAAAAACAGAAUGCAGUCAGGUCUGCCGAAUGGAGAUGGUGAGGCACCAACGCAGCCUGUUCGGCGGUCUACUAGGGUAGUGAACCAGCCCCAACGGUUUAUUGAUAUGGUGGAGGCGCCUGAACCUAAGCGAAAGUUGCGUAAUAGAAAAAUAGGGAGACCAAAGAAAAACACUGCAGUUUUGGAAUUUACAAGUCUUGACAUCGGCAGAAGUAGGCAAGAACAACCUAGUCAUGUAGCAAUGUCUCACUCUCGUCCAGAGACAGUUAACAACUCUGGUGACAGAUCGAAUUCGGGAUCAAAUUCGGGGUCAAAUUCCGGUUUGGAUAUAUUGGCGCUUGCAAUAGCUAGCACUGAGGCAACUUCUCGUACUCCUAACAAUGUUAGGACGAUUGCCCGACCUUCGGUGAUCAACAGACCUUCGCAUAAUCCUGUAAGUAUUGGCCGCUAUUACAGAGAUGACAGUGGGAGUGAGGAUGAUAGCGAGGAUACAGAUGGCGGGAGAGCUCCUCGUUCAUUGACUGCAUCUAGCACUCCAAUACAAAUUGAGCAAAGGUCAACAUCCCAGUCGUCACCCAAAACAGAGUCGAGAGGACAACUAAGACAAACGCAUUUGACUGAAUUUAUUGGACCAACAGCGAAUCGGUCUCGGGUCGAAGAUGAGCGAACUGGUCUGCCAGCUCCACAGGAAAUACCAAAGGAGUCCACUGAGACGAGGAUGACUAUAGAUGAAUAUGUGAGUAAACAAGCUCUCGCAGAGAAGCAAUUUAUUCCUCUUGAUGUAUCAUCUUUGGCAUCGAGGAGGCCCUAUAUGCCCGUACCCGUACCAGUGGUCGAUGCUAAAGAUGGUAAGCAGCCGGAUGGCCCACUAAUCGAAUGCCAGGUCGUUCUUCCAGAGAAGUUGUCAAAGGAACUGAGUGAACAUCCAGGGUCACUCUCUUCAGGGUCCUCGAGACAAGCACAGCCAUCACAGUUGCCAGGUCCGCCAGGUUCAACCCCACCGAAUACUUUGGUACCCAUGACCCCUGUCCCGGCAGUAACAUACCAAGUUGUAUCAUCUCCUAAUGGUCCUCAAAUGAUACCACAGGGGAUACCAUAUUAUUCGAGCCCGAUGGGGCCCCCAAUGGGCGUUCCUCAGAUGAUGCCUCAGAUGGGACCGUCUUAUCCAUCAGAAAUGAGUAUGCCAGAUCAGCAGAUGUACCCCCAGAUGGGACCUCAGAUGGGUUCUCAAAUGGGUCCUCAGAUGGGUCCUCAGAUGGGUCCUCAGAUGGGUCCUCAGAUGGGUCCUCGGAUGGGUCCUCAGAUGGGUACUCCUAUUGGUCCCCAGAUGGGGCCUCACAUGGGACCACAUAUGGGAUCACCUAUGGGGCCACCUAUGACAGCACCUAUGGGAGUGCCUAUGGGAAUGCCUAUGGAACAGGCCAUGGGACCGCCCAUGGGACAGCCUAUGGGACAGCCUAUGGGACCAUUUGUGGGACAACCUAUGGGACAGCCUAUGGGACAGCCUGUGGGACAGCCUAUGGGACCGCCUAUGGGACCGCCUAUGGGACCGCCUAUGGGACCGCCUAUGGGACCACCUAUGGGACCAAUGGGGCACCCUAUGGGACAACCUAUGGGACAAUCUAUGGGGCCAUACAUGGGACAACCCAUGGGCCCUUAUUAUGGACCGUCAAUGAUGCCUCAGACUGGGCCUCCUGUAGAACCAAUGGCUGGACAUAUGGGACCUCCAGCAGGUUCGCCUUCGGGAUAUCCAAUGAGUAUGCCCAGUAACGGUACUCAGAGUGGACCACCAGGGACAUCUCCUUCUCUGGGUGCUCCGAAUAGUCCUGUUGAUGGUCGCCGAUAUAGCUCUACGACCAGGGUUGUGUCUGGAUCUCCUUCGCGAAAUGUACAACCCCACUUUCCAACGCAAAUUGGACCGAAUGGGAGUUCAGUGAGCUAUCGACCAGACACUAUUCCUGGGAAGUCAUCACCAAGUUCCCAGUUGUCUGAUGGUACAAAGGUAAUGGAGACGUCAGUAAAUACGUUCGAUAAUAGAUCUGAGAACGUCACAACUAAGCAAGAUCCAUCUCAGACAAGUUCUUCGGAAGAAGAAGAAUCAAGUGAAGAUGAAAAUCAGGUCGCUUCUUCAGGACAUACAGAAUCGACAAUCUCAUCAAGUGGUAUGCCUAAUCAUGUUGGAAUCACAUCAACGGGUAAUGUCCCGGCUAACCCGAGGAUGGCACAAUUUACUCCUUUAGGGAGAUCACCAAUAACAAGUGGGUCAACAGGAAAUUCAUAUCACCCUGCAGCACCUUCAGCAUCUCAAAUUACUCCUUCCAGUACCUCCAGAAAUAAAAGGGAGGAAAACCGUAUCUCGGAAACUCAUGCUCCUAUUAAUUCUGCAGCUGGUUUGGUGGCUGAAUACUUGGCUAAAACCCCGACAUCUACUUCAUACAAGCCCACGGAAUCGACCGUGAUUGGGGAGAGUACUCCAUCCGGGAGCAAAAGAACGGGAGUUAUGACUGGUACCCCUGCAAAAAUAGCUCCAUUGACGAACACUCAAAAUUCCAAUAACGAUGAGGAAGCUCAAUUACCCCCAAUGGGCACCUUUGCACCUCCGCAGUCUCAAGUCCAGCCACCUAAGGGGAUUCAAACACCUACUCGCAAAUACACUACUUCGAUUGUGAACAAAGAGUCUUAUAGCAGAAGCAAAAGCCCCCCAUCUGUUCAUCGUAGACGGCGUUCGUCUUGGAGGGAUGUUGUUGGCAUUGAUGUGGAAACAGUCGAAAAUGGUCAUUCGGGACAGAACGGAACCGGUGAGUCAUUGCCAGUCGAGGUUGAAGACAGUAGUUCAGAGGACUUAUCUCCAAGUUCUGCGCAGCCUCUAGAUGUGAUACCUAAUCAAGGGUAUGUUACAACCGAAGGAGGAGACAAGAAUCGCACAGCUAUUCCCAGAGACGAGCAACAAGAAAUUAUGAAUACACGAAAAAUACUUGAGCCAGGAGACGACCUGGCAGAUACUGCUGGCCGAUUUGGCACAAGAUUUAGACGUGUUCCAAAAAAAGAUUUAUCUUAA